AUGUCUCAAGUUGCUACUGAAAACCCACCACCAGCUUCAAAACCCCGCAAAUCAAUCGACUUGUGGCACUCAGUAAGGGACUGGCUUAACACAUCAUCAGCAAUCCAAGUUGCCACUGAAAUCGGGUUCAAAUCACCAGCAUUUGUAGAGGCACAUGCUAAGAAUCUAAGCAAAGAACACGAGCUCUUCCAAGCAAUCUUCUCCGCCAAUGUGUAUCUCGUGCCUUUAGACCACAAUCUUUUCGAUGAGAAAUCAGCCUCCGAGCGGCCAUUGGUUGCUCGGUUCUUGGACACGCAAUUGCCUUCAGAUACAGAGGGAUCUUUAUAUAUCCAUGAGUUGGAGAUAACCAACAAGACCAACACUAGUGUACCUAAGAAAGAUUUGGUAGUGAUACACGGCUACAUGGCAGCUUCUGGUUACUUUUUAAAAAAUGUGGAACAAUUAGCCUCUUCCUAUCCGAACAUGGUCGUUCAUGUGAUUGACUUGCCGGGAUUUGGCAAUUCCGCAAGACCGAAAUUCCCAAGCCAGCUCUUGAAAUUGCCUUCGAGCGCGAGUGUGCUGGAUGAAAUUAAUCAAAUCACUGGAGCUGAGGACUGGUUCAUUGACAAAUUGGAAUUGUGGCGAUUGGCUAAAGGGUUGAAACAAUUCGAUCUAAUUGGCCACUCAAUGGGUGCAUACCUAUCCAGUUGCUAUCUCAUGAAGUACAAUAAACAAUCAGAUGGUUCCCUUCUUGUCCAAAAAUUUGCUCUUGUCAGUCCAAUGGGCACGGAGCCCAGCGAGUUGAGCUUGAUUAAUAAAGGAGAUUUUCAAUUUGAUCACUCAGAGGUACAAAGCAAUCCUCUCAAAGAACUCUUGGCUGCGCAAGAUAAUGAACAUAAUGGUAUAAACCAAGAUUUUGUAAAGCUUUGGGAGAGGUUAGGUCGGCCAAAAUUCCCCAAUAAUGUGUUUCUCCGAACCAUCUGGCGAAAAAACAUUUCUCCAUUUCAAGUUCUUCAAUGGCUUGGACCUUUCUAUUCUAAAAUUUUAUCAUUAUGGUCAUUCCAACGUUUUCACAACCUUCAAAGCAACUCGAAAGAAGAACUGGCCGAUAAUACGGAACUUAUUUUGAAGUUGCACGACUAUUCAUUUUCAAUUUUCAACCAGUACCAGGCUUCUGGCGAACUCGCAAUUACUAAAUUCAUAAACCACGAAAUUUUGCCUCGCUUACCGCUCUCUGAAAGAGGCUUUGUUGAGUUCUUGAUUGACCACAAAAUUCAAACCAUCUGGCUUUAUGGUGAGAAUGAUUGGAUGAACUCGAAAGGUGGUCAAUACUGUGUCGAUAAGAUAGACAAGUUAGAACCACAACUCGCCACCUUCGAGACGAUUCCAAACGCGGGUCAUCAUCUAUAUCUAGACAAUUCGUCCGCUUUUAAUCAAACCGUUGAAAAGUUCUUUGGGUAUUCGAACAGAACUUAA
This is a messenger RNA of Australozyma saopauloensis, 1455 nucleotides long. RefSeq lists its product as uncharacterized. The record is from RefSeq and is a predicted model, not a curated record. Gene Ontology annotation, cellular component: mitochondrion; mitochondrial inner membrane. The transcript has a single exon. Bases 1 to 1455 code for a protein of 484 amino acids. Gene Ontology annotation, biological process: lipid homeostasis; cardiolipin acyl-chain remodeling; phosphatidic acid biosynthetic process. Gene Ontology annotation, molecular function: A2-type glycerophospholipase activity; lysophosphatidic acid acyltransferase activity. NCBI's taxonomy places the organism in Eukaryota, Fungi, Ascomycota, Pichiomycetes, Serinales, Metschnikowiaceae.